CCGCUUUGGGCUUGCGAGCUCUCACGAGAUCGGGCACAAGCGUGACACAAUUGUGUAAACAAUGAAUUGUAAUUUAUUAUAAUGGACGCAUAAUAAUGGACUGUAUUCGUUGAGCUUUAAACGUGACAUUAAACUUGAGCGAUGCCGAGGGCCGCGGUGCGGAGUCGCCGCCGUGAUGCUGGUUCCGGGGCCCCUGGCGGCGGCUGGGCCCUGAGACACGCGGAGACGCUGGGAGACUCUGAGAGACGCUGAGAGACUCUGAGAGACGCUGAGAGACUCUGAGAGACGCUGAGAGACUCUGAGAGACGCUGAGAGACUCUGAGAGACGCUGAGAGACUCUGAGAGACGCUGAGAGACUCUGAGAGACGCACGGAGAGACGCACGGAGAGACGCUGGGAGACGCUGAGAGACUCUGGGAGAGGAGGAGGAGGCGGCGGCGCGUGAUGAUCCGCUUCGUGCUGCUGGUGAACGCGCAGGGCCGCGUGCGCCUCUCGCGCCACUUCGAGCGCCUCGGGGCGGCGCGCAGGAGGCUCGUGGAGGCCGCGGCGGCGCGGGCCGGGCUGGGGGCCGGAGACGGCGACCAGUGCUCGUUCGUGGACUACAAGGACUAUCGCCUGGUGUCACGCCGCUACGCCGCGCUCUACUGCAUCGUGGGCAUCGAUUCGGAAGAGAAUGAGCUGGAGAUCUACGAACUAAUUCACAACUUCAUAGAGACACUGGACAAGUACUUCAAUCGCGUGUGUGAACUUGCCGUAUCCUUUGAAGCUCACGAUGCUUUACGAGCAGUAAGUUCUGGCUGAUCAUGUUUAACCUGGAGAAGGUGCACAUGGUGUUGGACGAGAUGGUGGUGAAUGGGCGCGUGGCUGAGACGAGCCAGACUCGCAUCCUGGCUCCCAUCUACUUGAUGGAGCGUGCCGACCAGAGCCAGUAAAG
Messenger RNA from Lethenteron reissneri (Far Eastern brook lamprey), 933 nucleotides. Its product is annotated as AP-4 complex subunit sigma-1-like. Gene Ontology annotation, biological process: protein transport. The record is from RefSeq and is a predicted model, not a curated record. Lineage: Eukaryota; Metazoa; Chordata; Hyperoartia; Petromyzontiformes; Petromyzontidae.